Messenger RNA from Neltuma alba, 1440 nucleotides. Its product is annotated as cyclin-H1-1. The transcript has 13 exons. The record is from RefSeq and is a predicted model, not a curated record. Gene Ontology annotation, biological process: regulation of transcription by RNA polymerase II. Gene Ontology annotation, molecular function: cyclin-dependent protein serine/threonine kinase regulator activity. Lineage: Eukaryota; Viridiplantae; Streptophyta; Magnoliopsida; Fabales; Fabaceae. The coding region runs from base 162 to 1160 and encodes 332 amino acids.
UAAUACUUGAGGGGAGGACCAUUAGAACUCCAAAUGCCCAUAGAAAUUCUUGUGGAAGUGACAGAGCGUUUCGCCAUCUGAGUUCAUCAGUGUGUUCCAGCUUUCGUUUCUUGGGUAAAUAAUAAUAUAGCAAAAACGCCUGUUGCAGGCUCUGGCUGGCCAUGGCCGAUUUUCAGACUUCUACCCACCGUGCCAAGUGGAUCUUCACUCCUCCCCAACUGGCUGAAAAAUAUAAAGCUGCUAAUCAGAGAGCAAUACAAAUUUUAGAGAAGCAUGGAGCAACUCUUAUGGAAGUAGAUGUCGAUGGGUCUUUGUCAUAUCCUUCACUUCAGAAAGAUAAUGCUGACAAGCAUUCUCGCCCUAAACCCCUCAGUAUUGAAGAGGAACAAUGUAUCCGAGUUUUUUACGAGAACAAAUUACAAGAAGUGUGCAACAAUUUUCACUUUCCUCAUAAAAUCCAGGCUACAGCGCUCAUUUAUUUUAAAAGGUUCUAUCUACAGUGGUCGGUGAUGGAACAUCAUCCAAAAAAUAUAAUGUUGACCUGCAUAUAUGCUGCUUGUAAGAUAGAAGAAAACCAUGUAUCUGCUGAGGAGCUUGGUAAGGGAAUCUCACAGGAUCACCAAAUGAUUCUCAAUAAUGAGAUGAUUGUCUAUCAGAGCUUAGAAUUUGACCUUAUUGUGUAUGCUCCGUACCGCUCAGUUGAAGGUUUUGUAAACAAUAUGGAGGAAUUUUGCAAGGCUGGUGACGAAGUGCUUCCAAUGUUGAAGGCCUUGCGAGACACUGCAAGAUUGGAAAUUGAUAAAAUGAUGCUUACAGAUGCUCCACUUUUGUUUCCUCCUGGCCAGUUGGGAUUGGCUGCUUUGCGAAAUUCAAAUGCACUUCUUAAAGUUCUUGACUUUGACGGCUAUCUAAGGAGCAUCAUUUCCCACCAGAACUCUACACAUACUGUUCCUGAGCUUAUUGGAUUGCUGAAUGCAAUUGACUCGUUGGUAAAGAAAUACAAAUUUCCUUCAGAGAAGGAAUUGAAGCAUAUCAACAGGAAAUUGAAAUCCUGUUGGGGUGUCAGCUCAAAUGACGAGGGUAAAAAACGAGAGAAGAAAUCAAAGCACAAAUCCAAAAAGGGCUCCAAUGAACCCCAAAAUGUGCCUUCUCUCGCCUAAGCUUCUAUGAUAGGCCCUGCUCUCGCUACUGGGCUGCUUUUCCGGAGAUGCUAUGGUGUUUCUCUUCAUCUGUGAUUCAGGUCCCCCGGCCAGUUAUCGUCGGGAAACUAAAUUCCCUGCACAUCAUUUUAUGAACUCAAAUUUUGUGAUGUAAUUCUCAGUGGAUAAGGGCCGAGGAAAUUGGUCUGACUUUACCGGUUGAACUUAAAAAUCGAUGAAUACGUUUGGUUCUGGUAUAAAUUAUUAAUUGUUUAAUGUUACUAAAAAUCAUUUUAAUGCA